This is a messenger RNA of Plectropomus leopardus (leopard coralgrouper), 2788 nucleotides long. RefSeq lists its product as uncharacterized. The record is from RefSeq and is a predicted model, not a curated record. Gene Ontology annotation, molecular function: protein binding; palmitoyltransferase activity. NCBI's taxonomy places the organism in Eukaryota, Metazoa, Chordata, Actinopteri, Perciformes, Serranidae.
UAGCACAAUGAAAGAUCCCCGUUACUUUGCAGCGAAAGAUGAUCUUCCGUCUCACUUUACAUCAUGAUGUUGUAGUGCUUCGUCCGAGGAGCUGAUUUUUGUCCCCGCUGCAGUUUCUACCGGCGGGAGUGACAGCAGGCUGCCUGUCUGUGCACGCAUCAACAUGCAUCCGAUGCCCGUGUGCUCCGUCAGCGGUGGAGACAUAUUUGACUGUAUACAGAGGGGAAAUAUUGAACAGUGUAUACAGUUCGUGCAAAAUGACCGAUCAGUUCUCAAGCAAAAAGGCUGGGGCGGUUUCACCCCACUGCACUACGCUGCCCUCCAUGGUAACCGUGGCCUGGUUGACCUUUUCCUCACUAAUGGAGCCGACCCUAACCUGACAUGUGAUUCAGGACAGACAGCCUUUCAUUUUGCCUGCAGGCAGGGGAACAUCUAUAUCAUCCACCAAAUGAUGCAGUAUGGAGCUGAUUUACGCCUCAUAGACCUGCAGCAAAAAACAUCGCUGCAUCAUGCAGUCACUGGGGGCAGCAUUGUUGCAGUGCACUAUCUGUGGGAAACAGGAAUGUUCCGGUUCUCAGACACAGACAUGUACCAGGUGACACCGCUUCACCUGGCUGCAUCCACAGGCAACACAGAGGUGGUCCGCUAUUUGCUCCGAGACCAGAGAUGUGCUGUGGAUGCAGUCGACCAGCAGGGAGCGACAGCGCUUCACGUCGCAGCAGAGAGGGGCGGAGUGGAGGUAUGCUGGACGCUGCUGCAGAGAACAGGGUGCGGGAUGCUCUAUCAGAAGAACCACAGUGGCCUCACACCACUGGACCUCAGCAAACAGGGAAAAACAUUUAGACAUCAGCAACUCACCAAGUUACUGAGUCGGUACAUUAAUGAGCCAAUACACCACAAGCCCCGAGAGUCUCAUGUUUUAUAUUACUGGACACUGUUUUUUCCGACCCUGAGCGGAGCCGCCAUCCUGAUCAUAGCAGCCAUGUUGGGAGGCUACGGGGGAAUAACCUGCGGUCUGCUCUUCCCCUGGCUGGCCAGAAGCAUCUUCACACAGUACCACCGCAUGACCACAUAUCAAAGGUUACCCAACCCGGUCUACUUGGGAACCCUCAUAGCUGGCAUGUUUCAUUCUGUGCUCUGCUUCUAUGGAAAAAUAAUGCCUAGUGUGUGGCCAACCAGUGCUCUGGUCCAGGUGUCCAUGGUGCACUUCUCCCUCGUCCUCGGUUUGUUCUGUAAGGUUCUGACUCAGGACCCUGGGACACUGGACAGAGCAGAUGCAGAUCCUCGGUUCUCCUGUAUCGCUGACCUGGUGGAGAACAACCAGAGUCCUCACAGAUUCUGUCCAUACUGUGAGUUGUUUCAGCCCGACUUCACUAAACACUGCAAGCUGUGUGACGUGUGUGUUAAAGACUAUGAUCACCACUGCCUUUUCCUGAACCGGUGCGUCGGCCGGGGUAACCACCGCCUCUUCCUCUUCUUCAUCCUCUCCAUGGUGAUUGCUCACCUUUUCUUCGUUGCUACGGCAACAAGUUACCUGUAUGACAAGAUGUCUGCGGGCAGUCACAGCUUGUCAUCAUGGCUCACAUUGUUGGGGGAGGAGUUCUGGGUCAUGGUCAUGAUGGUUAUGAAUGUGCUGACGCUGCUUUGGGAGGUGUGGCUAUUGACCGAGCAAUUUGAUGCUGUUGCCACGGGAACGACCACCUACUUCAGACAGUGUGAAAGCUCAGCACGACAGAGGUCACUUGGGCAGCGCUGGGUUGUAGUGCUGUCGUUUCUGCUGGAGGGUCGGAGGCGGGUGGGCAGCGGACCAUCAAGAGAAGACAAAACUGCCAUAGAUAUUUAAAACUGUUUGUCUUGUAGCCAGCUGUUGUUACAUCGCUCAGUUUACGGAGUCUUUGGUGUGCACUCAACCUUGUGAUAUUGUCCCUUUUAGAUUCAGUAACUCUCUAAUGCCAUUUAACAUGUUGUACUUGAAUGUAAAAUUUGGUUUUAUCUCAAUAUUCUAUUUUAAUAUGCAGUAGGCUUUAGAGUAGAUUCAUCAUGAAGUGGCUAGCAGGAUAACUACCACUUAGAGUUUAGAUGUUCUCCUAGUUUUUAGAGACCUCACUGACUACUUUUAAGACAACAGUAUUAAAAUUAACGUGUUGGUUAACAUUGUUGUGUGUGCGAAGUACAGGAAAUUUCCAAAACUGUGUUUUAGCAGGGAAUGCCUCUGAAUGAAAGCUCAUAUUUACACCUGCUUUUAUAUUCCACAUCAGCAUUAUUUUUUUAACUCCAUUGUUAUUGUUGUUUUGAAUAAAAGUGUGUAAUAGUGCAAAGCAUCAUUCAAAGUUGUGAAUAUUUGUGUAAAACAUAAAUGAUUCCUGUGAUAAUGGUUAAUAGCAGACUUUGUUCCUAACAUAAUGUCAUUACCUCUCCGACCUGCUCCCAGUCAUUCGGGCUACUUCCUCUGCUCACACUAAUGAGACGUGCUCUUUUCAUGCCUUCAAUUAAACAGACUCAUUUCCUUUGUGUCCCUCAGGACCAUAUUUCUAGAUUAUAGAUGAUGUUCCCCACACCCCUCAGAGGCUGGUGUGUCUGGACUAUGUGAGUGGCUGUGUCACGUGAUAUUAUUUAGUGUCUACAGUAGUGCCUGUCAUGCAUAUGGAGUGGUUAAGAGGAGCACAUGAGUGCUUUUAUUGUAUUUCUCCAUCCCUAGGUCAGUGUUAUUGUGUUUGACUGGCUGGCACUUGUCAAUAUCCAAAUAUAUGUUGAUGUAUUUUAUCUGUGGUUACAGGUUUUCUUUUGG